ACUUCGUUCGCAGUGAAUUUUCCGUCACAUAAAAGGAGAGGAUGCCUCUGAAAAAUCGUAUGGAAAAAGAAGUGGGGAUUUUUUUCUGUGUGUUUGUUUUGAACUGAAAAUAAACAGUCUAUGAGGCCAUGAGAUCCAGCUGGCAGACGGACUGACUGCAUCACUGCUGAUGCCUGUAUGAGCUGAGAGGUGCAGAUGCGGUCUGUCUGGGUGCUGUGUCUGGAGUAAAACCUCUCUGAACCGGAGGAAGGAGUCCUGAACCAUGGAUAAACCAGAAAGGUGCGCCUGUAAUGCUCAGGGGUGAGGAGGAGAGCAGCUGAGGAGGAGGAGAUGGGCUGCACCUCUGCCAAGCAGGUGUCUGCUGUGCCCAACAGUGAGGAGGGCCAGAGCAAAGCCUACAGCAACGGGGACCUCCUCUCUGAUGAGUACAAGAUGAAAGGAGUGGAGAAAGUCAAGUACAUCAGCGGAGAUGAGGGAGGAGUGGAUGGCCAGGACAGCACCGAGAAAAGUGCUCUACUUGGUAAAGGUCAACACAUGGAUGAAACAGGAUCAAAUGGAAACGGAAAGAUACUGAGCAUCCACUCAUCAGAGAGUCAGCAAGAAUUCUUCAGGAUGUUGGAUGAGAAGAUUGAAAAGGGCCGAGACUACUGCUCAGAGGAGGAAGAUCUGACAUAGCACUGUGGUCGUGUAUCCAUCAGUCCCAGUAUGAGAGGAACUGUCACUGCAGUGUUAUGGAUGGACCGUACCAUGUUAUACCAUAUCUAAAGGGGACCCUGUCUUGUUUUUGACCGUCCCGUGUAUGAAACACACCCGACAAGAAUGGAUUACCAACUUGAAUCAAGCACCUUUUUGCCCUCCUGCCCACAACUCAAUUCCUGCUUGUCUGAUCAACCCCUGAGGAACGAUGACAACCAAAAUCAAUGAUGGUUCAGUUUUCAUGGUUCUCCAGGGGGAGAGAACAAUAUUUAGGUUUACAUACCUGAUGAAGCCAUUACACGAUGACAGAGAUUUUGAGGAACUUUUCUUUCCCUGCUUGGAUAACUCCUGAAAGGUCAAUAUAUACACAGCUGUCACUGAGACUUCCUGUAGACAUUUGAAACACUCAGGCUGUUGCAAAUGUACAUUUCCAGCAGCGGAAGCAACCAGUGCUCUUGUGGACACUGACUCAUAGUGAAAAUAAUCUCUCUAUCUGCAUCAUUUUGAAUAUUUCGUCCUUGAAUGCCUCCCUGAAAAGUCAACAGGUUGGAAACUUCCUGCAUUCCAAGACACAGUAUGAACCUCUUUUCUACAAUAUGUUGGCCAGUACGGUGUGUUCGUCUGUCCAUGUCUGUUUCUGUUAUGAUGUAGAGUAUUUAUGUUAAAUAAGGCUCAGGGUUGAAGUGUUGUAAUCUUUGUCUCAUGUAGUCAAGUCCUUCCUCUCAUUAAGACACUAUUGCACCAUUAUAAAGUCACAUACACACACUCACACAGCAGGGUCACUGAAGCCCCCUGCAGUAUCUGUUCCUUGUUAACCCCACGGGGGAGACACUGCAAAGUCACAUUAUUAGUCUGAUUCAGUAUUUCGCUCACCAGUGUUAUGUUUUGUCGUGUUCAGUUUCUAUGUUGAAUUUUUGUUUUUCUAGAAAAAUAAAAAGUGUUUUCGGUAAUUUA
Thunnus maccoyii (southern bluefin tuna) is the source of this 1650-nucleotide messenger RNA. RefSeq lists its product as uncharacterized. Bases 331 to 675 code for a protein of 114 amino acids. The transcript has 7 exons. NCBI's taxonomy places the organism in Eukaryota, Metazoa, Chordata, Actinopteri, Scombriformes, Scombridae. The record is from RefSeq and is a predicted model, not a curated record.